CCCGAGUGUUGUGGUGUUUAGUAAUGUAGAGAUUUAGAGACCAAAACAGGAGUUUUUGGGUUAAAUAACCGCCGUCAGAGAGCCGAAGGGAUCGUUCACACCGACACCGACCCGGGACUAACACGGUAAUCUACCGGGGAAGCUGCUGUAACGAUGUCUGCGGGGUCCGGGAACAGAAACACGAACACGGAACCGUGGGGAAGCUUCGAUGAAAACCUCAUCCAGGGUGGCGUGCAGGGCGGCGGCGCGGCUGUCAUCGACAUGGAGAACAUGGACGACACGUCCGGCUCGAGCUUCGAGGACAUGGGCGAGAUGCACCAGAGGAUGAAGGAGGAGGAGGAGGUCACGGCGGAGGCCGCGGCCGCCGGCGACGAUGGCGGCGAGGACGAUGGCGGCGAGGACGGCGAGUUCCUCGGGAUGAAGGGCCUGAAGGGCCAGCUGGGACGACAGGUCGCUGACGAGGUGUGGCAGGCGGGGAAGCGCCAGGCGUCCAGAGCGUUCAACCUGUACGCCAACAUCGACAUCCUGAGGCCCUACUUUGACGUGGAGCCGGUGCAGGUCCGCAGCAGGCUGAUCGAGUCCAUGAUACCCGUCCGUAUGAUCAACUUCCCGCAGAAGAUCGCCGGCGAGCUGUACGGCCCUCUGAUGCUCGUCUUCACGCUGGUCGCCAUCCUGCUGCACGGCAUGAAGACGUCAGGAACCGUCAUCAGGGAGGGUACCCUGAUGGGAACAGCCAUAGGAACAUGUUUUGGUUACUGGCUCGGUGUUUCCUCCUUCAUCUACUUCCUGGCGUACCUGGUCAACGCUCAGAUCACCAUGCUGCAGACGCUCUCACUGCUGGGUUACGGUCUGUUUGGUCACUGCGUGGUCCUCCUCAUCACCUACAACAUCCACUUCCACUUCCUGUUCUACGUGCUGUGGCUGCUGUGUGGAGGGCUGUCCACUCUGCGCAUGGUGGCGGCCCUGCUGUCCCGUACGGUGGGUCAGACUCCCCGUCUGCUGCUCUGUGGGACUCUCUCCGUCCUCCACAUGCUCUUCCUCUUCUACCUGCACUUCGCCUACCACAAGAUCCUGGAAGGGCUGCUGGACUCUCUGGAUGGACCCAACAUGGCGCCCAUCCAGCGGGUAGCAAGAGACGUUCCUGAACUGACCCUGAACGCCACGCUGAGGAGUCUGGGGACCCUGCUGAAGACCCACUGAGAGACACACA
Messenger RNA from Sander lucioperca (pikeperch), 1210 nucleotides. It is a transcript of the gene yipf3, whose product is annotated as Yip1 domain family, member 3. Lineage: Eukaryota; Metazoa; Chordata; Actinopteri; Perciformes; Percidae. The transcript has 9 exons. Gene Ontology annotation, cellular component: Golgi apparatus. Bases 154 to 1200 code for a protein of 348 amino acids. The record is from RefSeq and is a predicted model, not a curated record.